Messenger RNA from Nerophis lumbriciformis (worm pipefish), 2726 nucleotides. RefSeq names its product sema domain, immunoglobulin domain (Ig), short basic domain, secreted, (semaphorin) 3H (gene sema3h). Lineage: Eukaryota; Metazoa; Chordata; Actinopteri; Syngnathiformes; Syngnathidae. Gene Ontology annotation, cellular component: glutamatergic synapse; plasma membrane; axon. Gene Ontology annotation, biological process: motor neuron axon guidance; positive regulation of cell migration; negative chemotaxis. The record is from RefSeq and is a predicted model, not a curated record. Gene Ontology annotation, molecular function: chemorepellent activity; neuropilin binding; semaphorin receptor binding.
UUUCAAAGUUGUUCAAGUUACAAGCAGUGCGCAUGAAGAUGUGAGUGACGUAAGAUGGCAGCAGCGGCUCGCCUGUGAAUCCAUAUUUUCCCUUUUUCUAGAGGACCGCUUAAGAGUUUUGAUACAUGAUGUACACGACAACUGGACUUUCAUGCUAUUGUUGGAGCUCUUCCAGAAAAAGCACCAAUGUCUGAGUGCGCCACUUUGGACUACACGUGCGCGCCGCAGCGUGUGCACCUGAACACAUCGUCAAGACACUUGGGCCACUUGUGAGUUAACUGGAAUUCGUCAGAUUUGGACUAUAUGCUCGGUGGGUGUUUGAAAAGGAGGAGGAGGAUGUGUGGGCCGCUGACAGUGGUGCUUCUAAUCCACCUCGGAGCCACCUUAACAGGGGCCUGGAAAGCAUCUCAGCCCAGACUGCAGUUCACACACACUGAACUGAUCCAGAAUGGCCGCUUGCUAACGCUGCCCCUGGCGGCGGGAGACCUGCACUCCCUUCUGCCCGAUAAAGACGGCAUGCGCCUGUAUGUGGCCAUGAAAGAUAACCUGCUGUCUACCAGCAUGGAUGACAUCACGCAGAACCCCCGCAAGUUGCAUUGGCCUGCCAGUCGGGACCGCAUCCAAGAAUGUCUCAUGGCUGGAAAGGAUCCAGAGACCGAGUGUGCAAACUUCCUGCGAGUGCUGCAACCUUUUAACCAGACUCACCUAUACGUGUGCGGUACUGGGGCCUUCAACCCCAGGUGUGCUUUCAUUGCCAUCAGCAUCUUCCAACAGUCAGGACACCAGACCCUCUCCUACAGCCAGACCGAGUGUGGGAAGGGAAAAUGUCCCUACGACCCCUUUCAGAAAACAGCAUCUGCAGUUGUGGACGGAGAGCUGUAUGCUGGCAUUACCUCGGACUUCAUGAGCAGGGACUCUGCCUUCUUCCGUAGUCUUGGCAACCGUCAUGUCAUCCGCACGGAGCAGUACGACUCCACCUGGAUGCAGGAUGCCCACUUUGUGCGGGUCGCGCCGCUGUCUGAAACAGAUAACCCAGAAGACGAUAAGGUCUACGUGUUCUUCAGCGAGCGUGCCCAAGAGGCCGAGGGGGCCGCUGGGAAGGUGCUGUACUCCAGAGUGGCCCGAGUGUGCAAGAAUGACAUUGGAGGACAGAGGAGUCUGGUGAACAAGUGGAGCACUUUUCAAAAGGCUCGGCUGGUGUGCUCAGUCCCAGGACCAGAUGGCCUGCAGACACACUUCGACCAACUACAGGACGUUUUCAUCCUGCACGGCAAAGACAAGAAGAACCCUCUCAUCUACGGCCUGUUCACCACUUCCAGUGAUAUCCUCAAUGGCUCGGCCGUGUGCGUUUACCGAAUGGAGGAUGUGAUCCGGGCUUUCAAGGGCAACUUUUUGCACAAGGAGGGGCCUCAGUACAAGUGGGCGGAGUUUACUGGCAAAGUGCCCUACCCGCGUCCCGGAACUUGUCCCAGCAGCACAUAUGGAAGCUACAGCUCCACCAGGGAGUAUCCUGAUGAUGUCAUCUUCUUUAGCAGGACUCACCCGCUGCUAGAGGAAAAUGUGCUUCCCCUGGGAGAGCGCCCCCUCCUUGUCAGAGUGGGCGUUCACUACAAGUUCACCAAACUGCUGGUGGACAGAGUGGAAGCCGUGGACAGCACUUACGACGUCCUGUUUAUCGGCACGGACUCUGGCUUGGUGCUGAAGGCCAUUCAUCUGCCCCGAGAGCACGGCGAAAGUCAGGAGGUGACGCUGGAGCAGCUGGAGGUCUUUCAGCACAAAUCACCUGUGACAGCCAUGACACUCUCAAAGAAAAAGCAGUGGCUGUUUGUGGGCUCCAGAGAGGGGGUGUCCCAGCUGGCCCUCUACCAGUGUGAGCUCUACGGUCAAGCGUGUGCCGAGUGCUGCCUGGCCAGGGACCCCUACUGCACUUGGGACGGACACGCCUGCAGCCCCUACAUGCCCACCGUGCGCAGGAGGAAUGCUCGUCAUCUCGGCGAGGACGAGGAUCCGUUAACUCAGUGUGUCCGACAAGGAGCCGGGCUGCAGGUGGAGGCGGAGCAUAGGGUGAUGAUGGUUGCCGAGGGCAACAGCACCUACCUGGAGUGUCUUCCCCGAUCCAGGCACGCCGCUGUCACAUGGUACAAGCAGGCGGGAGAGAACAGUCCUGAGCUAAACCAGGUGCUGUCAGGCGAGCAGGUGGUGGUGAUCGAGCGCGGCGUCCUCAUCCGUCGAGCCGAGCUGUCCCACGGCGGCGUCUACCACUGCCAGGUGGAGGAGCACGGCUACCACUGGACCGCCGUCACCGUCCACCUGGCCGUGUGGAGCCCCUCGCCCGGCCGACUCAUCGCUUCCUGGUCGGGCUCCUCCCACCCGGGCGCGUCGGCGGCGGGCCAGCUGUGGCACGGCGACGCCAUGGCGCUGGUGCACCCGAGGAACCUGGGCCAGCACUGCCGCGCGCUCGGGUACCGCCCGCCUCGCAACCGCCGCCGCCACAGCGACAUGGCGGCGCAGGCCGAGAAGGAGAAGGAGAGGCACAAGAACGGGGGAGGAGGAGGCAGGGUGGCGGGCAGGAAGAGCAGGAGUAAGCCUCAACAGAGGGCGCCAAGGAGCGCUUGAAUGUGUCACCGCACACACACAUGCAUGUACGCACGCACACACACACACACACACACACACACACACACACACUCUGUAAAUAUACAUCGGCAUGCACUUAUUGUCUUUUU